AGAGGGUCACCUCAGGAGCAGAAGAGGGGGGGGGUGCAGAGCCGGCCGCCCGCGCCAUGCGGCUGUUCGUUCGCGACCUCGCCGGCCGCGCGCUGCCCGUCGAGGCAAGCCCGGAGGCGAAUGUGGACAGCUUGAAGGACCGGCUCGCCGCCGAGCUGGCGGUGCCGGCGGCCGAGCAGCGGCUGACCUUUGGCGGCCAGGCGCUCGAGGGCUGCACGCCGCUGGGCGCCUGCGGGCUCCAGGACGAUUCCACCGUCUUCCUCUCGCUGGAGCUUUCGGGAGGCGGCAAGAAGCGCAAGAAGAAGACGUACACUAAGCCCAAGAAGAUCAAGCACAAGCGCAAGAAGGUCAAGCUGGCAGUGCUGAAGUUCUACAAGGUUGACUCGAGCGACAAGGUGUCCCGCCUCAGGCGCGAGUGCCCCCACGAGCUCUGCGGACCGGGCGUCUUCAUGGCCAUGCACUUCAACCGCUACUACUGCGGCAAGUGCCACCUCACCUACCUCAUCAAGAAGGGCGACGGCGACUGAGCGCACCCGGGCCCUCUUGGGGUCGGGAGGCCGGGCCGGGCGGUUGCGAGGACGGCACGAACGGCGGGCAGGCCCACCCUCCGAGAAAAGGGCGCCCGUGUCCCGCACCUCGCGC
Prorocentrum cordatum is the source of this 642-nucleotide messenger RNA. NCBI's taxonomy places the organism in Eukaryota, Dinophyceae, Prorocentrales, Prorocentraceae. The record is from the annotation of a GenBank genome assembly.